AUGUCGGCUGCUCAGCGGCUUCCAGCAGACCAGGCUCAGCAGGCCGAAAUGCAGGCACGUUUCGUGCAGGAGCAGCAAAUGUCUGCUGUUGACGCUCAGACGGGAAUUGAGCAAGCGCCCAGGGGUACGGAACCCAUUCCCGAAUCUCAAUUGAAUCCUGCUUUUGAUAAGGUGUGUCAGAAGGCUUGCAAAGGGGCGGAUUGGAUGCAACCAAAGCAGGCGCAUGAGAGAUAUGGCUUGGAAUGUUGAAGAAGAGAGCGCUGAAGGGCCUAGCUCAGAUGCUGCUCCAUGCGCGCUCGGAGCUUCUCAAAGAGGCCCAAGCAAGCAGGCAGUUUCAGGUCACCUGCUCAGCAGUCCGAUUCGCGUUUACAGGCGCAAGUGCUCACUCACGCUUGCGUGUCCCCACAGGAUGAUCUACGACAAGGUCAUCCGCCUCCUGCAGUGGCCAAAGGUAUACGUAUUCCCAAGAAAAUCAAAGUCCGUAGACCGAGAGCUUUGAAAGGAAAGCCUUGGGAGAAGGGAGAGGGCGCGGAGAAUGUGACGGCAGAUGACAUGACUGACGAGGUGAGUCUUUGAGAGCGAUGCGACGUGUCAAGCAUGUUGCUCGCUAAUCCACACUGCAUGUUGACCUUGACCUCUGCGCCUAACCUUCCUCCCGCUCCCUGCAAUAAUCUCAGGAGAUCGAGAUGGAAGAGGUGCGUUUGCGGUCGACGUCUUGGCUGAUACUGCAAGUCCAGUGCACAAGGCGUGAGCUACUUCGAAGCUAACGCAUACACCUAUCCUUAACAGGAUGAAGCUGAAAAGAAACCGGGUCUGAUCGGAAAGAUCCUUGGCAAGAGUUGA
Molecule: messenger RNA, 843 nt
Organism: Ceraceosorus bombacis
Lineage: Eukaryota; Fungi; Basidiomycota; Exobasidiomycetes; Ceraceosorales; Ceraceosoraceae
Source: the annotation of a GenBank genome assembly